Messenger RNA from Meloidogyne enterolobii, 561 nucleotides. The record is from the annotation of a GenBank genome assembly. Lineage: Eukaryota; Metazoa; Nematoda; Chromadorea; Rhabditida; Meloidogynidae.
AUGUUGUUCGUUGUUUGCAAUGUCACACCAAUUCGCCCAGCUCCGCCUGGCAAAAAAUAUGUGAGAUGUCCUUGUAAUUGUCUGCUUGUAUGUAGAGCUAAAUCUACUCGAAUUGCUUGUCCUAGACAAAAUUGCCGACGUGUGAUUACUUUAGCCAGUAGUGGACCUCCAAAUGCUGGAAUUCCCGGUACUGCUAUUCGAGCACCUGUAGGCACUUGCCGUGUUCAAUGCGCUUAUUGCCAAGAAAUAUUUAUGUUUAACACACUUAACAAUCAAUUGGCUAUUUGUCCACAUUGCAGAAAAAGUUCUUCUGUCGGAACUCCUUUUGCCCGUUCUCGUUGUAUUCUCAACUCGAUUGGACUGUUUUUGGUUAGCCUAUUUUUGAUUGGUUUAAUUUUAACAAUUUCAAAUGGACAAGAUACUUUUUUUAUGUGGGCCUUUUUGGUUGCUUUGUUGUCUCUUUUCUUUUUUCUGAUUUAUCGACUAAUCUAUUUUUGGCGAAUAGGGAUUAGCCAGGUUUUUAGUUUAAAUUUAAUAAAAACUAGAGAUAGAAAGAUUUAA